CUUUUAAACCUAAGACAGACUAGAUUCAAUUCAGCAUUUCUUUAUUAUUAUAAUACAGGCACUGUGCUAACUAGGAGCCCAGGAUACAAAGAUGAACAACAUAUCAUGAACCCUGCCCAUGAAGUGCCCUCAGCCUAGUAGAAGAGACAGAUACAGUGUAAAUACAAAGGGAGGGGCAGCAAAUGUCAAGAAAUGAAGCUGUAAAAGUGGGCAGGGGUCAAACUGUGAGAAACUCUGUAUUCAAUGCAAAGAACUCUACACUUUUUCUGGUAGGCAAUGGGGCGUUACAGGUGUUUUAAGCAGGGAAGUCUCAAGAACAAAUUUACUAUUUAGAAGGCUCACUUUUCUAACAAGGUAGAUAACAGAUUAGUGAGACUGGACUAAAGGUAGAUUAUCGCAAUAAUGUAGGUGACGUGCUGAGGGUUUAAUUUGAGGCCCUGACUGUGAGAUUAGUUUUAAAGAAUUCCAGAAGGAGUUAGUAACUGAGUGGAUGUUGUGAGGCAAGGGGGGAAUAAAGGAUAACUCCCAGACUAUGGCCAAAUAAUUGGACAGCUUAUGGUGUCAUAGGAACUAUAGGAAGAAGGGUGGGAGAGGACCCUCACUGAGCUGAAGUUAGCUAUGGUACACACAUCCAUGUGGAGAGUCAGUUCACAGUUAACUAUCUGGGACUGAGAAGAUGAAUAUGGGAGACACUGGCAAUCCUGUUGGUGGAUAGAACAUCUACAUAUAAAGACGUUAAAGAAGUAAGAGGAGAACACACACAGAUGAGAGAAGAACCAAAAGGUUAUCAUAGAAGGCAAGAGAAUAAAGAGUGAAAAGGUCAUUAGCGUUGAAUGGCACAGUGAUAGGAAGAACCAAGAAGAGAAAAUUAAUUGGAUUUAGCCAUUAGGAGGUGAUUAGAGUAGAAGGGAUUAAAGCAGGACUGCAAUGAUUAAAAGGCAACUGAUAGGUAAGGAAGUACAAAUCUACAGUGAUUAUGGAUUAAGCUUUCAAGAAGCUUGGCUUGAGAGAAAACACAAAAGGCAGUAGCUAAGGGGUUAUGGGAAGAUUAUCUCUUUUUUCCCCAGGCUAAAACACCUGAGGUUAUUUACAGGAAAAGAAAAAAAGAGCCAAAAAAGAAAGACAAAAUACAGUAAAGACAUGAAAAUAGGCAAAUAAAAAGGACUUUAAACAUACAGCUGCUAAAGUCUAGGGUAACUACUUAAUAAUGGUAUCCAAUAUAUUCUUAUUCCCGAUUCUGUGAGAAAUGAAAAAUAACUACUAUAAAUACUGUCUAAUAGCUAUAAAAACUGAAGUUUAUAUCAGCUGGGUGUUUUUCAGGCCAAUAAUGGAUUCACUCAUGAAGUAGUAUUUCUUCACCCACAUUUUCAGAGAGCCCUCUACCUCUGAGAAAAGAUCUGGCUUAGCCUGCAGAAGACCCUGAGAAACGAGGGAAGAUACUGUUCAUUUCUUUUCAUCUUCACUCAAGACCUGGAAGACAGUCCUAACAACAUUUGGCAGGAUCCCAUAUGCAUUGUCAUCAUCUCAUCUUAGUCUCCACUGGUCUGUGACGGUUUCUCUGUCUUUCCUUGCUUGUCAUGACCUUGACAGUUCGGAGGAGUACUGAUCAGAGAACAGCCCAUCUUCACCACCCGCGCGCACGUCUUCCAGAUCGACCCGAACACCAAGAAGAACUGGGUGCCUGCGAGCAAGCAGGCGGUCACGGUUUCCUACUUCUACGAUGUCACGAGGAACAGCUAUCGGAUCAUCAGUGUGGAUGGAGCCAAGGUGAUCAUAAACAGCACAAUCACACCCAACAUGACUUUCACCAAAACGUCGCAGAAGUUCGGGCAGUGGGCCGACAGCAGAGCCAACACGGUGUUUGGUCUGGGGUUUUCCUCAGAGCAGCAGCUGACGAAGUUUGCAGAGAAAUUCCAGGAGGUAAAAGAAGCUGCCAGAUUAGCCAGAGACAAGUCCCAGGAGAAAAUUGAGACCUCGAGUAAUCAUUCCCAAGCGUCCAGUGUCAACGGGACGGAUGAUGAAAAGGCUUCCUGUGCGGGUCCUGCCGACACACAUCUCAAGUCCGAGAACGACAAGCUGAAGAUCGCUCUGACACAGAGUGCUGCCAAUGUGAAGAAAUGGGAGAUCGAGCUGCAGACCCUGCGGGAGAGCAAUGCCCGGCUGACCGCAGCGCUGCAGGAGUCGGCGGCCAGCGUGGAGCAGUGGAAGAGGCAAUUCUCCAUCUGCCGGGACGAGAACGACCGGCUCCGAAACAAGAUUGACGAGCUGGAAGAGCAGUGCAGUGAGAUAAACAGAGAGAAGGAGAAGAACACUCAGCUGAAGAGAAGAAUUGAGGAGCUGGAGUCAGAACUCCGGGAAAAGGAGACGGAGUUGAAAGACCUCCGAAAACAAAGUGAAAUCAUACCUCAGCUCAUGUCAGAGUGUGAAUACGUCUCUGAGAAGUUAGAGGCGGCAGAGAGAGACAAUCAGAACCUGGAAGACAAGGUGCGUUCCCUGAAGACGGACAUCGAAGAGAGCAAGUACCGACAGCGCCACCUAAAGGUGGAGCUGAAGAGCUUCUUGGAGGUGCUGGACGGGAAGAUCGACGACCUGCACGACUUCCGCCGGGGCCUCUCGAAGCUGGGCUCCGACAACUAGGCCGCUCGUGAGUCCUCCUGUCCACAUCGCUUCUGUAAAUGCAGGCGCAGUGUGUCGUGUUUCCACACCAGGUGUGCCGUCCACUCUCUCCUCUCCAGAGUAGCAUCUCCCCUCGUGUCUCUGGCCUUGCGAGGCUGUGGACCACUGGACAGUUCUGACUCAGGAAUCCAGAACUAGGUCUACCUUAAACGUUUACGCAGUCAGGGCAGGGAUGUUUAUAUCUUUCUUAAGGGCUGUUGCAACCAUAUGAACUGAAAAAAAAGUAUUUUCUAAUCCAAAUAUGAAUACCCUUUCCACCUCCUUUUUUUGAGAAACGUUCAGAGUAUUCAGAUGUCUACCAGGCACCAGUGCGUGGGGCGUGUGAUAGCAACUUCCCUCUCAGUAAAUGAGGAGAUGCUUUAGAACAACCACUUAGUUGAGACUUGUCCCGAGAAAGGAAACAAGUUUCUGGUGGGUGCAUUUCCUGGCGCUGGAAUUGCCUGCAUCCACUGGGCCCGCUGCCACCCGCCCCCAGUUUGUAGGGUUGCGACAAUGUUCCUUUUCUUGGUUUUAAUUUCUGAGCAGAUGACUGUGCUGUAGGAACAGCAUGUGGUGAGGGUGCCUAGCACAGUGCCUGGCACCAAGUAGGUGCUUAAUAAAUAUUUGUUCGAUUAAAUGUAUAAACAGAAUUUAGUGUUUUAAUCAAAUCCCCCAGCAGAGCCCAUCAAGCCCCUCCCUGUUGAACAAUCCACCCCUUGGCGCGCUGGGUUGUGAUCAGAUGUGAAUGCAGCUUUGUGGUCAGACUCGGGGACUGGCUCGGGUGGUUCUGGGGCUGGGAGGGUGGCAGUGGAAGCAGCAGAAGCUGGUCUGGGGCGCUCUGCCUGCCCCCCCAGGAGCCCAUCCAUGGUGCUCUGUCCCUGGGCCCUCUGCCACUGGGACCACCUUUCCUCUCCAGGCCUUGUAGGGCAUGGGGCCUGUGGCCUGAGGAUUCCAGUACCACUGACUGGGUGUAGGGGCUGCCCAGGGCUUGGAAUCUAGGGUGGUAUCCUUUAUUGGGUUUAGACAAUUGAAAAAGAAAUCACGCAGGCCCACAAGGGGAUGAGUUGGCUCAGAGAGGCUGAGCCUUGCCUUAGAGGAGUUCUGCCCGGGUCCGCCUCCUGCCUCUCUUGGUUCCUACUAAGGAAGGAACCAGAGCCGUAAACCUCCCCUCUCUUACCAAGAUCCUCGAGGGGACAGUGAGCAUUUGGUUUGCCACAUACAAGAUGGUCUGAAUCCCAGGCCAUAGGCAUUUCUAAAUGCCUUUGGAGGAGGGAGAGGCUUUGAUGCCCCAUUACCUGCUUUGAGAACCACCGAGAGAACGUCCCCUCUGGAAGGAUUUUCCCACAUGUUAGAAUCUCUCCCUGCUGAAUUUAGAUAAACAAUAAAAUAGCCUGGGGAGGGGUAUUGAGACCUAGACCCCAAGGCAACUUUACAAGUCCUGCUGCUCUCCUUCGUGUGGCUGAGACCGUCUCCCUGGUCAGGGAGGUCUUAUUUGGGACAGGGAAAGAAGGAGGGCUGGUGAGCCAGGGCUCCGGGGCACGAAGGGGAGACCUGCAGGCUGAGUGGGGCAGCUUCGGUGGAGUGCACGGGGCCGGUGGCAGGUGGCAGUGGAAAGUGCGGUCAGCCCUCCUGGUGAUUUGAGACCGGGCACUCCUGCCCUCUCCCCAGAGCGGGACAGCGGUAGCAGCUCCCUGCUGGCCAGGAGACCAGACAGCUGGGCUGGCCGCCAGUCGGCCCCACAGCCCAGCAGUCCCCCUGUCAGCAGACUGGGCGAGGCGCCGCCCGGGAGCAGUGGGUGCUGCAGUUCUGAAGCCUCAGCUUGGGUCCUUGGAGGCCCACCACCUUGUCUGUUAGGUGGCUUACUGAUCCAGAAGGAACCGUCCUGACUGACUGGCGCCUGCUCAGGGGGCACAUUCAGGGGAGGACAGACUUGUCAGAGCCACUUGCACGUUCCUUAGCAGAGACUGUAGAAAACGCUGGCGGCAGCAGGGCCGUUACCACGGUGGGCCGCGGUGUCCCUGUGCGGUCAGGACCCGUGACUCCCACCCACCGACCGGGCAAGAGCUUGGUGAGCCCUUGUAGAUGAUGGGUGAGGAGCUGAGAUCCCCGCACUGCGCGGCCCAGCCAGCUCUAAGUCCUGCAGCCCAGGAGCUAAGAGCAGUGGGGAUUCCUCUAAAGGGGGAGCUAAGUUGGGCUCAGCAGGGAAAGCACAACUUGACAAAAGCCUUUCAGUUCCUCCUGCUUUUUUCUCUAAAGAGCUUAAUGUUUCUUCAUUUACUUAAAAAGAAAAAACAUGGCCCGGGACAACCUAGGCAGUCAGCGGAGAGACUGGCCCUGCCUGACAGCCCCUGGCGCUGUGCGGGGAGACCGGGUAUAACAAGGGUGACCGCUGAGUUCGCCCCGUUUCCCUGGAGCCAGUUUACCCCGCCCUGGGUUGUUAGGACGUCCAGCUCCAGUCUCAGCACUGGUGCCCUUUGGUUGUCCUUAUCUGACGUCUAGCGCCGGCAGAGUGUAAACCUUUCACUCACAAACAUCCCGGCCACGUUGUGCUGCUGGAGGAUUUAGAACCAGGACUGCAUUUCCACUUCCAGGUGAUGAUUCCUUGUUUGACAUCUCCAAGACUGGUUGCCUGGACCUUGAUUAGCCUUUUUUUCCUCCUGUCUCUGUGAAACCUGAGGUCUAAAAGAAGCAAAAUAAAAUUUGGAAUCCUUUACCUAUAAUGACACUUAAAGAUAAUUUUCAUUCCAAGUAAAGACCCCCUGGAUGCAUUGCACAGUUGAAAGUGACCAGGGGAGAUGAAGUCUUCCUGGUGCCCAGGGAAGAGAAAACCACCCGAGUGACAGGCAGGGAUGGUGCGGUCAGGCCUUGAAAGAAAGCCAGCGUCCACACGGUGCUACGUCCGUUCCACACUGUCCUUCACGCUGCCACUUUAGACCUGGUUGAGGUGAGAGCACAGGGCAGAGAUCACUCCCCAUUUUGCAGAGGAAGCAGAGACGGAAGGGACACAUCCAGGGUCACCCAGCUAAGGAGCAGCAGUGUGGCUGCAUCCAGGUCUCCUGGACCCUGAUCUAGCUCUGUGAGCCAUGCGCUCUUCUCCCUUGGGUGACCUUUGGGUGCCAAGAAAAAAAGAUUCUCUUGUAUCUGAUAAGAGCACCUUGCAGUUACACUAUGUUAACAUAUAUCCACAGCAAAUGACAGCGUGUAAAUGAGUGAAUCAGAAGGGCAUUUACAUUCACUACAACAGUUGGUUCCACUUUUGAAUGGUUCUGGUUUUGCAGGGAUCCUUCCAAGAGACUGUUGGUUAAAGUAAUGUCAGUGCUCUGAGAGGCCAGAGUGAUGAAACGUGAACACUUUUGAGUUCUUUCUUUGAUGGUUUUUGAGGAGACACAGCAGUUUCUUUAAAAGAAACAGGAGGCCCCGCGAUGGCAGAGCAGUAAGCAGAGUUCUGGUGGGGGCAUGGGGGUCGCCUAUCCCGGCCCACCCUCCUCCCAGACCAGAGCCAGCCCUGGGGAGGGAGCAGGCCAGCCACUGGUCAGAGCAGAUUAGUGGGACCUGACCGACCCCCGGGAGGACUGACUGUCCACAGUGGGCGGUUGGUCUCUGUCCUGCAGACUCCUCAUGGACGUCUCUAGACUCGCGCAGCCCACGGCCACAGCCUGGGUGGUGGUUGGCCGACGCCUGGCUGGUAUGUACUGCAUUUGCCGUAUAACAUCGAAUGAAGGGUGGAAUAUACUUAAUGUGCUGCCUGGGGGCAUCACGAUCUGCCUGUUUUGAAAAGACUCCUUUUCUAUAGAACAGACUGCUUUUUUAUAGAAAUCAGGGGCAACUUUGGAUGACAGCCAACCCCAGGGCGUGCCAGGGACCUUAUUGUGGGAUGUGUCGUGUGGCCUGGUACACUUUUAGAAAGCAGGCGGCCGUGAUGGGACUUAGCAGAGGCACUUGGCAGAGGCUGUCCUGUGAGAGAGCCAGCCAUUGCCCUCUGCUCAUUACUAAAAGUGGCGGUUUGUGCUGGUCGUCCUUCUAAAAGCUAUGAUUCUUUUUUCACUUGAAACACCACUGAAUUUUGAAGCAGUGAUUUAAACUAGAAGCUUGCAAAUCAACAUCCAUAUAUAUUUUUAGAUGACAUGCAUGGUUUAAAAGGAUCCUAAUUUCUGAGUACCCGGUUCCCCCCCCGCCAAAUAUUGUAUAUUCUGGGGAUGGUGGGGGGUGACGGCAUGGAGAAGGAAUCCUGUGUGGAAACGUGUGUCAUUUUACAUGUCUUUUCUGUACACCUAUCUCAAGAAUAUGAGGUUUCCACUUCCUCUUUAAACACCAGCCAGGCAAGAAGGUGACUGGUAAGAAUUUGGCAGCUGGAUGGAAUGGUCUAGUGAACUUUGGAGAGAGAGAGAGAGAGACAGAGUGUGUGUGUGUGUGUGUGUGUGUGUGUGUGUGUGUUGGGGGAGAAGCAGUGGGAGGCGGGAGAAACAACAAGGAAGAGUUUUCAGUAAAAAAUAUAUGUAGCUAAGAGGAGUCUUGAAUCACCCUGGUGGUGAUGCUGUGUGUUCUGGAAUCCGUUUCUGAGAAGAACGUGGGGGUCUUUUGUUCUGAGCAGAGUUGUACAGUGCCCUACUCUCUUUGACGA
Messenger RNA from Camelus dromedarius (Arabian camel), 7276 nucleotides. RefSeq names its product homer scaffold protein 2 (gene HOMER2). Lineage: Eukaryota; Metazoa; Chordata; Mammalia; Artiodactyla; Camelidae. Gene Ontology annotation, biological process: regulation of store-operated calcium entry; G protein-coupled glutamate receptor signaling pathway. Bases 1798 to 2637 code for a protein of 279 amino acids. Gene Ontology annotation, molecular function: G protein-coupled glutamate receptor binding. The record is from RefSeq and is a predicted model, not a curated record. Gene Ontology annotation, cellular component: plasma membrane; postsynaptic density; dendrite. The transcript has 10 exons.